AAUUGAGCCACCAAAGAAACGCCUAUAAAGAGCCACCAAUCACUACUCACAAGUCAGAGCUCCAUUUUCAAACACCUCAAAACUGCUACGUCAGCUUGUUUCGUUUUCAUCUCCAAUGGCUUCACGCACCCUUGUUUUAAUGGCAGUUUUUCUUUUCUGCAUAGCUCUGCAGGUUUCAUCUGAUUUGGAGAUUAAUGAAGACCAUAGCGGAACUCAGUUGGUCAAAGGAGCUAACAGAAGGCUCCUGCCAUUCUUGGAUUGCGGAGGGUUGUGCAAGGUGAGAUGCAGUUUGCAUUCAAGGCCUAAUGUGUGCACAAGGGCAUGCGGUACCUGCUGCUUUAGGUGCAAAUGUGUGCCUCCAGGCACUUCUGGGAACAGAGAAUUGUGCGGCAAAUGUUACACUGACAUGACGACUCACGCCAACAAGACUAAGUGCCCUUAGAAUUAUAAUAAUAUGUAUUAUAGGAACCUCUCUGUUAGUGCUAAAACUUGAAAUUGCUAAUGUCUAGUUCAGUUGGGUUUAUCAUGUCAAAAUGUAUCCUGCUCUGUAUGUUACUUCAAUGAAGCUUUUGUGCAAAGUUUGGUACUAUUCUGGUUUUA
Molecule: messenger RNA, 600 nt
Organism: Jatropha curcas
Lineage: Eukaryota; Viridiplantae; Streptophyta; Magnoliopsida; Malpighiales; Euphorbiaceae
Product: snakin-2
Source: RefSeq, a predicted model, not a curated record